This is a messenger RNA of Camellia sinensis, 1554 nucleotides long. The record is from RefSeq and is a predicted model, not a curated record. NCBI's taxonomy places the organism in Eukaryota, Viridiplantae, Streptophyta, Magnoliopsida, Ericales, Theaceae.
AGAGAAACCCUAGCUCCGUCUUCAUCUUCAUAUUCAACUUCAUCAAGCAGUGCCAUUCGGGCACCGCCCGAAGACGCUUGGGUGGAUGCACACCAAAGACUGCUCCCCCAAUGGCAAUCUCUUACUCUCUCUCCCCAGUCAAUCAUCCCUAUUUCAAUAUCUAGAGUUAAUCAAGCUGACGCACAGCGACUUGACAUUGAAAUGUCAGCCAUGUUGAAAGAACAGUUGGUUAAGGUUUUUUCUUUAAUGACGGUAUAUAUGCGUCUUCUGGCUUAUUUGUUUGAAGAGAUUAAUAGUAUAGAUAAUAUUGGAUUUAAUUUCUUCUUCCAUUUCUUUGGGAAUUAUGAACCUGAACUUGAUGCUUUCCUUGAGUUUCUUAUUUGGAGAUUCUCCAUUUGGGUUGAUAAGCCUACUCCGGGAAAUGCUCUCAUGAAUUUGAGGUACAGAGAUGAACGAGCGAUCGAACCAAGAGUUAAAGUCAGAACGGGCUUGGAGGGACCUGGACUCACUGUUGCUCAGAAACUUUGGUAUGGUCAAUAUAUCUGGGCCCGUUUACAAUCAUUUUCUGCUUUCCGUAGAUGGGGUGAUUCUGAGCAGACGUCACUGCCACGCCGAGCUUGGAUACUAAUACAACGUAUAGAAGGAAUUUUUAAAGCUGUCUCGUUUGGCAACCUGCUUAUAUUUCUAUACACAAGAAGGUAUCAAAAUCUUAUUGAGAGAGCACUAAAAGCAAGACUUGUCUGGAGUCCUAAUAUGAAUCGAGCUGUUAGCUUUGAGUACAUGAAUCGCCAGUUAGUGUGGAAUGAAUUCUCGGAAAUGUUGUUGCUUCUUCCUCUUAUCAAUUCAUCAUUCAUUAAAAAAUUUCUUCAUCCCUUCUCGAAGGAUAAAUCUUCAAGUUCAGAGGGGGAUGAUACCACAUGCCCCAUCUGCCUAGCGAGUCCAACCAUUCCAUUUCUAGCUCAUUCCUGUCAGCACCGCUAUUGUUAUUACUGCCUUCGAACACGGUGUUCUGCAGCUCCAUCAUUCAGGUGCUCCAGAUGCAAUGAGCCAGUUAUUGCCAUGCAGCGGCAUGGUGGCUUAAUCAACAGUGACACUCAAAAACAAUAAUUCCACAGGGUUGGAAAUGGGAAACUAGAAGGCUGGAGCAAAAUGAAAUCAGUGCCAAGUACGUGUCUUUGGAGGUCGUUGAUGUUGAUUGUUAAAUGAAAUGGUUUGUAUCGAAUCGCCCUAAUAUUACCUCUGGUUUGACUUUAAGCAUGUUAGGGUGCACCUCCAAAGCAUAUGAUUUGAGUAGCUUCUUUCUCUAAUCAAAUAUCCUUCUCGUCUUUCUUUACAGCAAGGAUACUCUCUGUAUCCUGGUAAGGAUACUCUCUAUAUCCUGGUAAGAGAGUAAUGUGGUUAUACCUCCUUGUAAAGAUUGUUAUAUUAUUACAUUAUCAUCAAGUUGGUCUGCAACACCCUCAAUUUUGUAACUUUGCAUGAUAUUGCCGUGCUUUUAAUGAUGUAAUAUGUGUAGCGAAUGAAAUUUUAAUAAUUACGGCUUUCACUCUUGCA